GAACUCCUCUCUCCUGCUCCAAGCACACAAACACAACCACACACCAUGUCCUCACGCUCCUCAACCCCCGGCUUCCCCACCGGCCAUGACUCCUCCGACUCCUCCCCCCCUCCAGACUCAAACAUCGACCACGCCCACUCCCUCGCCUACUGGAACGACAUCCCCGCCACGGUCGACGGCAUGCUCGGCGGAUUCCCGCAAGUCUCGCGCAUCGAUCUACAAGGCUCGAAGGCGUUCUUCGCCAAGACGAAGCGCCUCCUCUCCACAGACCCAUCCCUCACAUCCUCAUCCUCCACAUCUCAACAACCAAAACUAGACGAAAAGCUCCCCCGCGGCGUCGACUGCGGCGCAGGGAUCGGGCGCGUCACAGAGGGCUUCCUCCGCGAAGUCUGCACCACCGUCGACGCCGUCGAACCCGUCGCGAAGUUCUCGUCUGUGCUACGUGCGAACCGCGAAAAGGCCGGCCCUGACGCUGUCCCUGGCGACGUGUACACACUCGGGCUAGAGGAUUGGGUUCCCGAGAGACAGUACGAUUUGGUCUGGGUGCAGUGGUGCGCGGGGCAUUUGACGGAUCAGCAGUUUGUGGCGUUUCUGCGCCGAUGUUGUGCCUGUUUAACGCGCGGUGGGUUCGUGGUGGUCAAGGAGAAUACGACGGGGGAGGGGGUCGAGGGGGAUGAUUUUGAUGAGGAGGAUAGUAGUGUCACGCGGACGGAGGGGAAGUUUUUAAGCCUGUUUGCGGAGGCCGGGAUGAGGGUUUUCGCGACGGAGUUGCAGGUCGGGUUUCCGAGGAGAUUGGGGCUGUUGCCGGUUAGGUUCUUUGCGCUGAGGCCGGUGGAGUGAGCUGGCUGUAUAUGGGGAUUGUGCUUAGGGUUUAAGGAUGAAGACUGUUUGGCGUUGUUGGUCAGCUGGGCUGGUUAUGUUUAUUGCAUGGAUGGCGUACGGUUAGAAUAGAAUUAUGAGACAUGAACACUGGAACUCCUCAUCGUCCCAAUCGAAUAUCCUGGUUAUUAAGAACUGUG
Molecule: messenger RNA, 1019 nt
Organism: Aspergillus steynii IBT 23096
Lineage: Eukaryota; Fungi; Ascomycota; Eurotiomycetes; Eurotiales; Aspergillaceae
Exons: 1
Coding region: 46-840 (264 amino acids)
Biological process (GO): N-terminal protein amino acid methylation
Cellular component (GO): cytoplasm
Molecular function (GO): N-terminal protein N-methyltransferase activity
Source: RefSeq, a predicted model, not a curated record